AUGAAGGACCUCGGGAUGGCUUCAGGGCAGAGUCCCACAACACCUGAGCCCAUGCUGGAGCCCGAGCUUAUACCGGAAUCUGAGCCCACACUGGAGCCAGAGUCUAGACCAGAGACCAGGGCGGAGAAACCAUUAGAGCCACUGGCUUUAGAGGCAACUUCGACGGAACAAAACCCGAACGGUCCAUCAUCUGAACCAGAAUUGGACCCUGAACUUUUAGAAGCCCUCGGUGUUGAAGACGCCGACCACCCUGAACUAAGCCUUAUAGUUCACAUGAAGGACCUCGGGAUGGCUUCAGGGCAGAGUCCCACAACACCUGAGCCCAUGCUGGAGCCCGAGCUUAUACCGGAACCUGAGCCCACACUGGAGCUAGAGUCUAGACCAGAGACCAGGGCGGAGAAACCAUUAGAGCCACUGGCUUUAGAGGCAACUUCGACGGAACAAAACCCGAACGGUCCAUCAUCUGAACCAGAAUUGGACCCUGAACUUUUAGAAGCCCUCGGUAAAUAA
Parnassius apollo (apollo) is the source of this 510-nucleotide messenger RNA. The record is from the annotation of a GenBank genome assembly. NCBI's taxonomy places the organism in Eukaryota, Metazoa, Arthropoda, Insecta, Lepidoptera, Papilionidae.